CACAACGCGUCAGUAAGGUCUCGCGGCCCGUUAGUAACGGACGUGCGUACGCGCACAAUUUAGUGACCAAACAAUGGAUAAAUAUUGGAUUUAUAUCGCUCUCUUAUCAAUAUUGUUCAGUGUUCAAGCUCUUCAGAACGAUGGAGAACAUUUUCCUGAUUAUUGGCCAGAUGAUACAAAUUACGAUUGGUAUGACGACGAGCUAGAAAAACUGGGCAUCAUCAGCUCAGAAGACAAAGAUAAUAUAGAUGAGAGUAAAAUUCGAAGUGAUAUAGACGCGGAGAACGAUCGUAAAGUUGCUCAAGAAAUAGACAACUUCAGAAGUGACAUUGAUGAUCAAAUCGGUAUCGAUUCAGCUGACGUCGACUUAGUAGACUAUCAGAUUGAAGAUAAUCGUUCUGAAGGCGAAGAUGAUGAAAUUGCUAGUGAAAAUAAAGAUAAAGAGUCAGAAGAAAGUUUAGAUGCUCUGGAUGACUUAGCAGCUGAUGUAGCGGAUUUAAAUAGAAUCAAAGAGUCCCUUGAUGAUAGCAAAGAAAGUAAACAUGAAGUGAAACCAUUGAAUCCUAUUAAAAAGUUUGAUGCAGACACAGAUGAUAUAUUGAACCAGGAUAAUACAAAAAACAAAACGGAUGAAAUAUUACAAGAAACAAAGGAUAUUUUAAAAGAAGAUGAAGGUAAGAACGAGUUUUUAGAAGUAAUACCAUUAAAUCCAGAUACAUCUAACGUAAAUGACACAUUAGAAGAAACAAGGAAGAUAUUGAAUAGCACAGAUGAUAAACUGGAUGAAGAGGAAGAAAAGAAUUCCAAAGAAGAAUUAGACGACAUUUUAAAAGUUGAUGAAGACAAUUUAAAGAACUUCAAUGAAGCAUACGAUGAUAUGUUAGCUUGGAGUAAAAUGUCACAAAGUUUGAAUGAAACAAACUUAUUGAACGACACUGUUUCUGAAGAUGAGAAAGAAAUAGACGAAAUCUAUAAAGCGUACAUAGAUUUAGCUGAUGAUUACGAGAAUAUAGAUGAUGGUAAUUUGGAUGUAUUACUCGGUAAUAAGAAAGAGAAAGAAGAAUCUUUCCCAGAUGACACCAGGUCAGAAGAAGAAAGCAAACAUAAAUCGCAUCCAAUCGAAUAUCUAAAUGACGCUUUGAACGCGAGCGAUGGAAUAAAGAAUCCAGAUGCUGAAAUGAUUCCAGAAAAAGUUGCCGAUGUUAGUACAAAAACAGAAACAAAAGAUAGUAAUAAAGUUAAUUCCACAAUAUCUGAUACAGACUAUAACUAUGUGAUCCAGUCAGAAUAUGAUGAAGUACUGGAAAAGUUUAAACAGAAACAUAGCGAAGAUUUUAACUUCAAAUCGGAAAAUUUCGACAAGCAUAUCGCUCCAAUACAUAUAACUUUGAGCGAGGACCCUGUGGUGGUAACAUCACCUAAUUAUCCAAAUAAUUAUCCGACUAACAAUAUAAUAGACUGGAUAUUUUAUGGAGAUGGGGAGGGAAUUGAAUUUAAUAUUACUGAUUUUGCUGUCAACGGACAUAUUGGAGAUUAUCUUUUGGUCAAACCAGGUGGUGUUGAUUCAUCUGACAAUAAUGGUCUUAUAUUUUCUUACACCUUGGCAACUCAGCGUCAGUAUCUCUUCUUGGACGUCAACCGUAUGUUUGUUCGUUUCGAAGCUAAACCUGGAAUGCAGUUCAUGAGAGGUUUCAGUUUUAGCGUCAAAAUACUUAGACAUAGAACUUUCGAUUUCGAACCAGAGCCGAGUCCUGAACCGAUACGUCCUCUACCACAUUCGAUGAUCACUCUCAACCUUGGAGGUACCAACCUGGAGGACUUCAACGACCAACAAGUCGAAGAGUUUCGCAAGAUCAUUGCUGACAUGGCCACGAUGUAUAUCAACGCUAAUAAUAUCGACCACGGACUUAAUACUACGUUAGAAGCCACACAGAUUGUAAGCAGAGCGCAGUGCUUCCACAAUUGGCCCAAGUUCGAGCAAUGCGUGGAGAUCAAAUUCGGUGUAUCCUUGGAGUAUGAUGAUGAUCAGGAACCCAGACUGAACGAGGAGGACCUCACCAACAUGUGGCAGACUUACUUCGAUCAAGAUCCAUUCGCUAGUCGGCUUAGAAGAAUGGGUAUAACGGAGUACCAGGUGCCAAACGACAAAGGUGUGCUGGUUGUGUGGCUGGUAAUCGGUUGUGGCGUAGCCAUCUCAGUCGCCAUGCUCGCCCUCGCGCUCUGGCGGUUCAGCUGCUUCGAGGAUUACUCCAGGAUGCCAAGGUUCAGUGACUCAGAUAGUAUCCAGGAGAAGCGCGGUCUAGAUCUGUACCCCACACCGCACCAGACACUGCCGCCACUCUAUGAGCAAGACUACAAGUGGGCCAACAACACUUACCUUGACUCCACCAGAGUGGAUUUGGACGGAUAUGCGAAUAAGAACUACCUGGCUGAUGAUGGCUACGGUCUUGAUUCAGAUGAUGAAGUCGCAGAUACCAGGAAUAGGUACACUAGUGACGUGUAGCUGCUACAUAAACUAUUAUAUUUUAUUCAAUUGCAACAGACACAUAACUCCAAAGGAUAUUUUCGUGUGAGGCUGAUCAAAAGGUGAUUUGUAUUAUUAGGUACAUGUGCACUUUACAUGUAUUAACCUCAGGUACAAACGAAUUUGUGCCAUAAGUGAUUGGUAUAAGAUCGAAAUUGUAUUAUAAAAAUAAUUGUGUACGGUGACCACAGUAUAGGUUUAAGUUUAAGAUAAAUAUAAUGUGAUUUUAUAUAUUAGUCCAUAUGAUUGAUCGUACAUAAUACACACACACAUAUAUAUAUGUUAUAUACUAUAACAUUUACUUGCGUAUAUUUUCGUAUUGACAAGUAUUUAAAUGCCAAAGCAAAAA
Papilio machaon (common yellow swallowtail) is the source of this 2873-nucleotide messenger RNA. RefSeq lists its product as uncharacterized. The transcript has 10 exons. The record is from RefSeq and is a predicted model, not a curated record. Bases 74 to 2503 code for a protein of 809 amino acids. Lineage: Eukaryota; Metazoa; Arthropoda; Insecta; Lepidoptera; Papilionidae.